UUUAGCAGGAACUGUUCUUAUCAAAUCUCCUUCAACUGACAAGUUAAUAUCAAGAUGGGGAACAUGCAUUGCCCUCCUGAGGACGCAGCCCACCUGGCCUCUAUUGCUCAAGACAUCUGCCCUUUGCCAAACUACAACCCCAGUCCUCUUUUCUUCAACAUGCUGUCCAUCAACUCUUCACUUCACCUGAGGAACCACUACACAGCAGUGCAGUCCUCCCUGACCCCCAAGCAGCUGGAGGACUUCACCCAGGGCCUGAGGACCACUUUUGGCAGGGAGGGCAAUGUCACUCUUGGCGGAGUGGGGGUAGUGGCCCUGUCCCUGGCUGUGCUGUUUGACACUCUUGCCAGACAGGUCAGGGGAGAGUCUGUGUCAGACUCAGGGCCCAUUCCAGGUUUAUUUGUCAAAAACCUGAGAGGGUACUACCCACCGCAUAUCUACACAGCCAGUGAGUACCUGAGGCUGGUACCCCACAUUGCAAACAACCCUACCAGGAUGAUAGAGGAGUCAGAGAGGUACCUCAAGCAGUUAGUAAUCGAUCACCAAUCUUUGGACAAAUUGGUAGAAAACCACACAAUGCCGAUAAAAGACGAUACCACAGUAGUCAAUGUGAUGAUGGGACACUUUUUUGCAGUCAGUUUAUCCCUUCACCUAGGCCGCAUCAGAAAUUCUACAGGUAAUCUGUCGGACAUCAAUGCCGAAGCGUCCCCUACAGCUGGUAAUGAGCCAAAGAGUGGAUAUGUACCACAGACAUGGCUGCAGCGUGUUGCCAAGCUAGUAUUGGCAAUGUACUAUCUCAUGUUCAUCCCCGUCCUAACUGGAUAUGCGACUCCUGAUUCAGCAAUUGCUCACAGAGAAGAUUUUGAUCUAAAGGCUGAUGCACUCGUAAAAUGGGUAGAGUAAGAGUAGUUCACUGGCCAAUUUCUCAUAAAAUAAUCCUAUAUUAGUCCCACAGCGGGGGAAUUUACAGCUAGAAAGAAAAGUACUUAAAGUUAAUGUUAAAAAGAAAA
Messenger RNA from Sander lucioperca (pikeperch), 1010 nucleotides. RefSeq lists its product as uncharacterized. Bases 55 to 903 code for a protein of 282 amino acids. The transcript has 2 exons. The record is from RefSeq and is a predicted model, not a curated record. Lineage: Eukaryota; Metazoa; Chordata; Actinopteri; Perciformes; Percidae.